UUACCAUACAUGUGUAUUAUCCCUUUCAAUUCCACAACGUGCCAGAACCUGCUUCUUUCCUUUCUACCUUCUUAUGGUUUAAGGUAUUAUCAUGAAGAGGAAAACGCUUGAGAGCUUCUCUCUGCUGGGUUUCUCAAUCCAGCGUUUUCUCUCAUCCAUACAACUUUAUAAAGAUGAAAAACGUUGAGAGAGUCUCUCUCCUGGGUUUCACGACCGAGUUCGUUUUUCCGUAUUGAUUCUGAGAAAUUCGUGGUCGAUGUUGAUUGCUUCUUGCUAUUCGAAGCUAUAAUCCCAUCUAAAACCUAAAUUCAUCCUUGGAUUUGAGUUAGGAAGGUGGAUUUAUGCCCAAACCCCAGAAAACAAAGGUUAGAAAUUGCAAUAACAUUGUUCACGUUUCUUGAAGUUUUCACUGAAUACCAGGAUUAGCUUGCUGUUACCUUGAAAUUGGGACUGGUUUGGGAUUCCCCACCUCAGGGCGAGCCUAGUCAUCCUAUUUUCUGAUUGUUUGGAAGUCAAGCUACCUGUACUCAGUCUAAUCGACGACCUCUCCUGGGCCUGAGCUGUGGGUGAAGACGAGCGCAGUACAGCGAACUGCUUUAUUCUAAGGAUGGUUUCAAUACUACGCUCAGAUGAUACCUUCUGAUUUUAUCAAUCGAUUUGAGUUUGAUUGUGUUAAUUGGAACUUGGUUGGAUUUCUUAGUUUCCUUGGUGAGGUAGUCUGAUGUACCCCUUGUCAACUAUUAUGGCGAGGAAGAAGAUUGUGGAGCCACCAACAGUGAGAGCUACUAGGUCCAACUUGCCAUCUUUGCUGACAUUGAUGAAGAAUUCCCCGUUCUUCCCUCUGGGAAGAAACAAGCUGGGGCGAAUUCCAGUAAGGCAUGGGAGUCUCACGCUCCUGUGAAAAAUUCUACUGUUGCAGUAGAUAAUUCUGGGAUUUUUGGUAAUAGCAAGGCUGGGCAGACUGCCCCAGUCUAGACAGAUGCUACUGAUGCAGGAGCUUCGUCUCCUUUGGUGCCAAUUAAGGUAACUGUUUCAAACAAAGUUAUUGAGAACUCACUUGUACGAAUGUACUAAUCAAGCAGGUUCAACAUGUCAGUUUCUUUAACACACAAAGAACAUAACUCUCUCUGUUCCAAAAAUAAACUAAUUUUCCUACGUAUUAACUUGUUUUGAUGAUGUUCACUCCUCAAAGUGUUAGUCUAGAUGGUGCGAGCAUAACCACUAAAAAAGUAAAAAGCAUACGGAGUAUAAGUUAUGGUAAAGCUCUUAUCAACAAAGGAAAACGGAAUGAAAGUCAAUAUCCAAUUUGCAUUUAGUUUUGAUAAACUUAGUCAAAAAUCAAUAUUAGAAUGAUAUUAGUAAAAACUUAGUCAAUAUCCAAACUUGUAGUCAAGUCAACCUUUUUAAUCUGUCGAUAUUAAUUUUUGUAAAAAUGAAAGUUGAGUGUAACCAUUGGUUUCCAUCUUUUCGUUUUAGUCCCUAGGGACAAGGUAGUGUCAAUUCUUUCGUUUGUAAAAAUGAGAGUUGAACGUACUCAAAGCAUGACUUUAAGCAAUUUAUGUGUGACUACUUUAGUAUGUUUCUAUAAUAGGGAUUUGUAUUGCUUUUGUAGAUUUUCUGCUAUAUAAAUUCCAGUUCAAGCAAGCAUUUGGAUACCUGUGAGGAUAACAAUUUGUUGAGAGAUGGAUGAAUUUAAAAUGCAGAACCAUAACAAUUUUUUGUUGUAUGCAGUCAUUUGUGCUGAUUAUAUGUUCUUUGGAUAGUUUACUCGUAUCCCGACUAAAUAUUAGAAAAAAUCUAUCCUACAUAAAUAAUAUUGGACAAUUAAACAAUUGCGCAACGCACGUGUAAAGGUUUGAACUUUUAGGCUCUGAAGGUGGAGUUCCCUUCACUCUGAGUUGCCAAGGUCACCGGAGGCUCCCCCAAUAAGCUCUCCAAGACUAAGGUGGUGAGGAUGUCAAUUGCUCAAGCGUUAACUAUGAUUUUCCCGACACAUGAAGUGUCACUAAGGAUAGGUUACAAGAACCAGAAGUAUUUCCCCUCGAUCUACGUCCUAGGAAAGUAGGAAGACCAGAGACAUCUGCAGAUGCCUCACUAAGCACCGGGCAUCUCUAAAGACUGAAAGGCAGAAGAAUCCAAAAAUGUUUCCCUUUAAGAAAGUAUGCUAGCUAUUAAGGUUUAAUUGUUAGAGAAGUAUUUCCCUUUAAGAAAGUAUGCUAGCUAUUAAGAUUUAAUUGUUAGACAAGUAUUUCCCUUUAAGAAAGUAUGCAAUUAAGGUUUAAUUGUUAUAAUUAUGUACGUAGUGAGUUGUGUGGCUGAACCCGGAGGAUGCUACUCAGCCUCUUAACUUGUUUUUGUUUUGAUAUAACCAUACAACACCAAUAUGUUACAUUUUUUUUUUGUUCUCAAGUUUUUUACCAUUUAGAAUUUAUUAUUGGUCAAAGACAUGAUUAUAAUUUUCCCGAUGUGGUGAGGAUGGUCGUUUAUGAGAUAUGUCGCAUUUCCUUGAGUGUUUGGACUAAUACCCGUUAAUCUUGUACAUAACUUUUUUGGUUGAAGUUGUGUAUAUUUACAUUUCCCCGAUAAAAGAUGUAUGUCAAUUUUAUAUGGAUGAUACAAUAUUGGGCAUUCUUCCCAUCGCGCAAAGCACGUUACAAAAACUACUUAAAUAUAUAUGUAAGGGAUUGGAUAGAAUAAAGCGUAGCUAAAAUAUCAACGAAAAGAAAACAUUCUCGAUAGUCCCUCGAUGGAGAAAUUUUUGUAACUGCCUUUUCACUAUUAAAUUAGCUAAUACGGAGUAUUUAAAUAACUAGACGAAAUACCCGUGCGAUGCACGGGUACAUCUAGAGCAAAACAACAAUUUGCUUGAAAUUAUAUUUAUUCUAAUGUACAUAAUACUCCCUCUAUCGCGCAAAUAACUUCACACUUUGACUUCACACAGGUUAAGGAAAUAAAUUUGACUUUAUUAUGGAGUGCACUGUUUUGCACUGUUUCAACACUGUUUGGACAUUGUUUGGCAUUGUUUUGAUGUAGAUAAUUUGCUAAAUAAGGAAAGUAUUGAAGUGUGAAGUUAAUUUCGGGACUGCCCAAAAAGGAAAGUGGGAAGUUGUUUACGGAACGGGGGGAGUAAGUAGUUAUUUUAUGAAUAUAAAAGGAUAGUAUAGUCUGGUAAUAGUUUACUGGUAACCGCUAGUGAUAUAAUAGAGAGAAUGGAGAGUUAAAAUUCAAAGAGAGAAAGAACUUGUGUUAAAUGCACUACACAUGUCGCCUAAUCUAUUGGCGAGAGUCAUGUAACAUAGCAUAAACUAACGUGUGCCAUUUCUUGACUGACUUCUGCCAAAGUGUUCUUUAAUUUGUGGGCCGAGGUGAUGAUGGUUGAGGUGCAGGGGUGCACCUCGGGUCUAGUGUUGUCCUAGUUUGUGAGUGACUAUCUGGGUUCUAUGGUCAAGGUGUCAUCACCAAGGUGAUGCCCCCUGAGGUGACUAUAUGGAAAGAGAGUCGUUAUUUUAAUUUUGGACCGGGCUUGUUUGAGAGGCCUUUAGUAGUGUGACGGGCUUGAGCCCGUUAUGUAUCUAAGGGUGCAUGGGCCGUGGAUCCAAGUCCCAUAUAAUCUAUCAUAUGUUUUUUGUUAUGCUUUCAAACCUAUCAUAGAAUCUCUUCUAUGUUAAAGAUCAACAUCCUUGAACUGGGAUGUGAUUUGAAAAGAUCGGUGAUCGCCUUAACCAAACAUUAUUCAAAUAUAAUAAAUUCUUAUAUAUAUUGGUGAUCUGCUUGUUAAAAUGUUACUCAGAUUGAAGCUUGUUUUACUAAAAAUUACUCAUUGAACAAUGAAUGUAUCUUAGUGUACAUAUACAAUACAUUGGUAGAUACCCGUAUUAAAUUGAUAUAGUUAAAAUGGAGAAAAUUACAUUUACUACAUAGGAGAAAGUAAUUUAUGCUUUAGCAUGUAUUGGUAAUUGGAAGAUUAAGAUUUAUACAUACGUGUUCCAUAUCCGUCUGUAGCCAUCGUAACCCAUUACCUUUGAAGUGGGCACCAGUACAGUUAAUCAUUAUACUGGCACUCUUUUGAUGCAGUCUAAACCUCACAAUUUUUAUUAGGAAAAGUUCCUGAAAUAGGAUUAAAACAGUUUGAAAAUUCCAAAAUAGAAUUGUCAUGUUUUUUAUUCCUAAAAUAGUAGUAAUUACUGCCAAAUUUGGAAAAUGCCGUCAUGUUUGAAGUCUGGUACUGCCAAAACGUGACAAUAAUUAGUCCUAUUUUGGGAAUAAAAACAUGACAGUCCUAUUUUGAAAAUUUCAAACCUUUUAGUCCUAUUUCGAGUAAUAUUCUCUUUUUAUUCUUAAGUGUAUAAAACAAAUUAAGUUGUUCUACAUCAAAUAUUUAAUUUGCCAUUAACGUUAUUUAUUUCUAUUUGUAUUGACUUCUAUUUCAGUUUUAUUUUAUAAUUCCAUUUCCAUCGGUCACUUAUAAUAGACAAAAUUAAAAUAAGAGAUAGAAAUAAAAUAUACACUCUUCUCUGUUUCAUUUUGUAACAUACAUUUCAUUUUUUAAUUAAUUGUCUAAAAAAAUAUGAAUACUUGUUCAAUCACUUUAUCACCACUUAGGACGGCCUCUUUGAUUCCUUUAUACAUGUUCGCCCUAACUUCCUUCUGAUGAGUUCUGUAAUAGUACAAUCGAGUUGAUUCAAUUGUACUAUAUACAUCCACCAACAAUUGUUGAAACAGACGUUUUGAAAAUAAAAAACAUGCUUGUUCAGCAUCUCGAUUUUACCCCACUUACUUUUUACAAACUACUUUCUCUUUCCUACUUUACCAUCACUUUACUCUUCUUAAUGCACUCUCUUUCCUACUUUAUCAUUACUUCACUCUUUUUAAUAUACUCUUUUUCCUACUUUAAUAUUUACCUUACACACUCUAUACUUACCCUACUACUUUCCUCUUAAAACUCGUGCCAAAGCCUAGAGGGACUAAUAAUAAAGAACAGAGGGAGUAUAUUUUUUACUCUUUCUGGACACAUCGUGCUCUUUCUUACUUUUGAGUGUUACAAUUUUAAAAAUCAUCAUUUUAUCAUUUAUUUUCUUAAUACCCACACCAAACCCACAUAUACCUUACAUUUGGGACAAAUGUAGUACUAUAUAUCUACAACCCGUUUGGUAAACCCAAUUUUAGCUUGUUAACCUUAUCAACCAAUCUUUUUUACUAAAAGCAUAACUCUUGGUUUCACGCGCUAAAUUGUAUAGUAAUCAAAAUAAGUAAGGUUGCAUUUACUAAUUUGGCUGAAUUGGUUAGACAUACUGUAAAAGACCAUUUUAAUCAUUUUCAUAUAUUCUUUUUUUAUUUUAUUAAUAAAAUGUAUUUAAAUAUAGUUUUUCAUAAUUCAGAUUUAGUCGAUAUAGCACUCUAAGAGAGGGUUAGAAAAUUUAAUAAAACUAAACAUUCAUACCAAUUUAGUAGUUUGAUUAUUAUAAAAUUUAGAAAAUUAGAAAAAUUAUUUAAUCAUUUGGAAAUACAUUUUAAGAUAAAUUGAAAAUUAUUUUAUUAUGAAGAUGUAUUUACAUAGACUUUGAAACACUUGAAAUUACUUGGUAGUUGCUAGUCGAUUAAAAAUCAUUUCAUACCAUAUAUAUGUGACACGCAUGAUAUCAAAUACAUUUCUUACCAUAUACAUAUAUGUGACAUGUGUAUAACUUUAGGAGUACGUGUUUAAUCAACAUACGGUGUAUUACAUGUAGUAGUAAAUUAUACUACGUAUAUCUUACAAUACUUUCUUAAGAUUGGCCAAUAAAUGCUCCAAUCUUACCAUAAUUUCAUUUUCAUACGAUGCUUUUCGGACGGGCAAGAUUUCAGUUAUACAUUUUACAUAAAUUCCCAUUAUUAUGUUCCUAAUUACAUCCUUAAUUUGGGCAGGAAUUUUCCCUCCAAUAGUAAUAGCAACUUUGCUACUUUAUAUUAUAUAAAGAUCCAUGUAUUCUAAUCUCCAAUCCCUUGUUUAUUCUUCCCACCAGCUCCUACGUACUUUCUCCAUAAGUGAAUAUUGUGUGAAAAUGACUGAAAUAGUACUACCUCCGUCCCUUAUAUUGGUUGUCCACUUUCAAUUUGACACGCUUAUUAAUAAAGUGGUUGAAAAGUAAAAGUUGUGGUUGAGAUUUGAGUAGAAUAAAGUGAAAUGAUAAGAACCACAUAUUUCUUGCCAAUAAAGGAAACAAGACAUUUAUUUUGGGACAACCAAAAAGGGAAAGUAAGACAUCCAAAGUGGGACGGAGGGUAUCAUUUUAGCAAAGAGAAUUUCAAAAUAAUACUUCUAACGUAGCUAAAAUGAUAUACAGUUUUAUUUUGUUGUUGAUAACAAUAAUUCAUUUUCAUUCUGAUAUCCUCACUAUUAUUAAUUUCUUAUAGAAAAUAGAACUUUUAAUGAAAAUCUUGGCAUACAAAUUUAAAACAUAUAUUCAUAAACUUUAAAUACUUUCUCAUCAGUAUCAUUAACAAAUAAACUAAUUCCAAUCCAUCAAUUAAAUUCACUCUUCCAAUUUCGCGGUUUCAAACAUUGACAUUUGACCUCUGUCCAUGAAUGUCAUAUUUAUAAAAAUAUACACUUAUAAAAUUUAUUUAUAGUAAAGUAAUAAGACUUCAAUAAUAUUAAUACAUAUUGAAAUGAAAUAUUCCAAACUGUUUUUACGUUACUUGAUAAUAUUUGAAUGCUCAAAUUAAAGUUAAUAAAAUUUAACUCAAAAGAGUGAAAUAUAAACUUAAUUGUGGGAUCAAAACCGAUGCGGGGAGUAUUUGUAUUUAGCAAGAAAGAAUCUAUAUAUACACGCUAAGGCACAAAGUAACAUUAUUAAUAGAUAGAAAUAUCGGGACAUAUUUGUAAUUCUCUUAUUUCAUCUGUUUAGUAUAAAUAUACCAUCAGGGCUCCCUAUUAGGGUAAGCCAUAAUUCCAUAAUAUUGUAUAUGGUAUCAGUCGCCUAGGUAUUCUUCUCUUCCGCUGAAUAUGUCGCACGAUACCUCCGCCUCAGGAAUCCCUACUGCUGCCGGGUCCUCCACAUCUGCUCCGGCUUCUUUUUCUUCGGCGGUCGCAAAUAGUACCAGCAUGGCGCCCUCCUCCAGUAUUCCGGUGCAGCCAUUCUCCUCUUCCUCGCUGGAUUUUUCUUCCCCAUCAGUUCGCCGUUUUGGGUCCAUGCAUGAUCCCCCGAUUCUGCCUUCAUUGGACUCCUAUCGGAUGUUUGGUAUGCCCACUCCUUUCACGUGGAAUCCAGCAACAAUUGUACCCUCUCUUCCGCCGAUGACAGCACCGAUUGGACCUCCUCCUGUAUUGAUCGGAUCAUCUUCUUCACAGAGCCUUCCCCUGCUCUCCACCAGUCAGCCGGGUCCUUCUUCGUCUUCACUGCCUACGUUUACCGGCGUUACUUUCUCUGGACAGCCGGGCACAUCUCCUCUUCUGCCGCAUCAGUCAGUUCUCACGCCAGGUUUUUCCACUGCUUCUUCCUUUUUGGGUUCCUUGGCUUCUCAACUGACCUUCUCCACGCCUAAUGUGACAAAUAUUGUCACUACUCGGUUGAAGGCAGUCGAGGACUACCUUCCAUGGCGUACCCAAUUCGAAUCGUUUCUGGUUUCCCACAGUCUUCUUGGGAUUCUAGAUGGUUCCGUCUUGGCUCCGCCACAACUUAUUACUGAUGUUCAUCAACGGGAGGUACCCAAUCCUGAGUAUCAUUACUGGCUUAAGAUUGAUCAAACUGUCCGGUCAUGGCUAUUUGCUACAUUAUCACGCGACAUUCUCAUGGAGGUAUAUGAUUUAAAAUUCUCUGCACGCAUUUGGGAGUCUCUUGAAACACGGUUUAUGUCUGCUUGUUUGGCCCGAUCUAUAGAGCUUAAACGCCAGUUGUCUCAUAUAAAGAAGAAGGAGUCCCAAACUAUUGACCAAUACUUAUUGGAAGUUAAACUAUUGGCUGACAAUCUUAAUUCCAUUAAUUCACCCGUUAGCAACCGUGAUGUCAUUGAAUAUACCAUUAAUGGUUUGGGGCCGGAUUAUGAGUCUUUAAUCAGCAUUAUUUCCUAUAUUCCGGGUAUUGCCACUAUUGAAUCUCUGCGGCCUGUCCUUCUUGCUCAAGAACAAAGGAAUCAGUUUCUUCGUUCUCAAGAUCCGGCUCCAGCUCACCAGGCGUUUGCGGCUGCCCCAGCAGUUGCCGCAGUUCCAGCGGGCCAGAAUCGAGGGGGUGCAGCGCCUGUAGCUCGUGGACAGGGGGGUCGAGCUCCAGCAGGGCGCGGGUAUCGCGGUGGCCGUGGUCGUGGGCAACGCGGCAGGGGCCGCGGGUAUGGUGUUCAGUUCCAUCACCAGCAGGCAGUUUAUGGACAUCAGCAGCCUCCUCUUUUGCCGUUACCACCAUUUGGCCAGUACGGAUCUCCUCGGGCGCAGGCUCCCGCUGGCAAUCCAGGUUUUCCAUCUGGGGAUAAUAGUCAUUUUCCACAACCUCCAGUUAUCUGCCAAAUUUGUUUCUCGCCAGGUCAUUCCGCACUUACAUGUUCCCGAUUUGUUGGUCCAUCUGCACCGGCCCUUGCGGCUCUCCCUUCUGGCGAAUCAAAUUCCGCGGUGUGGUACCCUGAUUCUGGGGCGUCAGCUCAUAUGACUCCUCACGAAGGACAAUCAGACGGGGGCGCAUCUUCUUCAGGCUUCCAAUAAAGAUCACCUUUACCCGUUUCAUGCCUUUCGAGCUACUCUUAUUCCUGGCCCCACUUGGCACAAACGUUUGGGACAUUGUGGUGACAGAGUUUUACAACGUCUUCGGCAAAAUAAUUUUAUUUCUACUUCUAGUAAUUUUAAUCAUAAUUGUGUUUCUUGUAAGCUGGGUAAAUCCCACAGACUUCCGUUUUAUGAUGUUGUUCACUCUUGCACUGCACCUUUGGAACUUAUUCAUUCAUAUGUUUGGCAAUCGCCAGUUCUUUCAAAUCUAGGAUUCAAAUAUUAUGUUUGCUUUAU
Cuscuta epithymum is the source of this 8968-nucleotide messenger RNA. Lineage: Eukaryota; Viridiplantae; Streptophyta; Magnoliopsida; Solanales; Convolvulaceae. The record is from the annotation of a GenBank genome assembly.